GUUCGCGUUAAGUCACACUGCGUGAACUAAGAGGAAGAAGAAGCACUCAUACCGUCGCUCAGUUCUUUUAUCACCAUGAAGUGUACUAUCUUUACCCUCAUUUUGGUCAGCACGAUAUCCUGCCUAUAUUCUGUUCAUGGACAUGUGCUUCUAAAUCACGUUGUCGUGGAGUAUGAAAUCUACACUGAUGCAGUUACUUGGGAUGAAGCAAUACAAAGAUGUGAAAGUGAGAAUGGACAAUUGGCCAGGAUUCCCGAUAAACGCACAGACGAUCUUCUCAGAGAUUAUAUAUACUACUCUGGUGCUAACAAUUCGGUUGAAACUGGGUUUUGGAUUGGUCUGAACGACAGAGCUACCGAAAAUACAUUUGUGUGGCUCAAUGGUGGACCCGUUUGUUACACAAACUGGGCUAAAGACGAACCAAACAAUAACACCAAGCGUAACGCAGCUGAGGGCCAAGAUUGUGCACAACUGAGAAAAAGCAGGGACUUCAAAUGGGAUGAUGAGUAUUGUAAUGACAUCAGAACAAAAGGUUAUAUUUGUGAAAAACAAGUUUGCAACUUCUGUGAUACUUGUUAGAACGUCAACACCAAUUACACAACCAACGUAUUGUGACAACCCGAUGACCAUAGGUCUACAUUAAUUAGAAUAUAUCAUUCUGUAUCUGCAUGCUGUACUAAUAAAACAGAUCAUCCUAUAGACAUAAA
This is a messenger RNA of Saccoglossus kowalevskii, 707 nucleotides long. Its product is annotated as alpha-N-acetylgalactosamine-specific lectin-like. The record is from RefSeq and is a predicted model, not a curated record. Lineage: Eukaryota; Metazoa; Hemichordata; Enteropneusta; Harrimaniidae.